GAGGUUGCUUAUUCAUAACAAUGUUCGAAAAAAUUCAUAGUCUCAUUUUGUAGUUUUAGGUUGGCGUAGAACGUAACAUUAAUGAGACGUAACACAUGUUAGGAAUUCGUCUAGCCACUCUGCUUGAUCUAAGAAAACUGAUUUAACAUAUAUACGUUAAAUGCUUAAAAAAUUAUGCUUCUUUUUUGUCCAACAUGUGGUAAUGUACUCCAUGUUGAAGAGUAUACAGGACUAAGAUUUGCUUGUAACACUUGUCCUUAUAUUUUUAACAUAGCACGCAAAGUUAGUAGUCGUACUUAUCCAAAAUUAAAGGAAGUAGAUGAUGUGUUAGGCGGAAGUGCGGCAUGGGAAAAUGUUGAUUCUACAGAAGAACGUUGUCCAAAGUGUACAAAUCCACGUGCAUAUUUCAUGCAAAUACAGACAAGAUCAGCUGAUGAGCCUAUGACAACAUUCUAUAAAUGUUGUAAUUCACAAUGUGGUCACAAUUGGCGCGAUUAA
Molecule: messenger RNA, 498 nt
Organism: Vespula vulgaris
Lineage: Eukaryota; Metazoa; Arthropoda; Insecta; Hymenoptera; Vespidae
Gene: Polr3K
Product: DNA-directed RNA polymerase III subunit RPC10
Exons: 2
Coding region: 175-498 (107 amino acids)
Biological process (GO): termination of RNA polymerase III transcription; DNA-templated transcription
Cellular component (GO): RNA polymerase III complex
Molecular function (GO): nucleic acid binding; zinc ion binding; DNA-directed RNA polymerase activity
Source: RefSeq, a predicted model, not a curated record